Paraphaeosphaeria sporulosa is the source of this 1167-nucleotide messenger RNA. RefSeq names its product actin-like protein 2. Gene Ontology annotation, cellular component: actin cortical patch; Arp2/3 protein complex. Gene Ontology annotation, biological process: Arp2/3 complex-mediated actin nucleation. The transcript is spliced from 6 exons. Gene Ontology annotation, molecular function: actin filament binding. Lineage: Eukaryota; Fungi; Ascomycota; Dothideomycetes; Pleosporales; Didymosphaeriaceae. The record is from RefSeq and is a predicted model, not a curated record. The coding region runs from base 1 to 1167 and encodes 388 amino acids.
AUGGCGGAGGUUCCCAUUGUCCUUGACGGCGGAACUGGUUUCCUGAAGGCGGGCUAUGCCGGACAGAACUUUCCCGACCACCAGUAUCCCUCGAUAGUCGGCCGACCGAUCCUACGUUCCGAAGAGCGCGAUGGAGAUAUCGUGGUCAAGGACAUAAUGUGCGGAGACGAGGCGGCGGCGGCCCGGUCGAUGCUUCAGAUCACAUACCCUAUGGAGAACGGUAUCGUAAAGCGCUGGGAUGACAUGCAACACCUUUGGGACUACACCUUCUUCGAAAAGAUGAAAAUUGAUCCUACGGGCCGCAAGAUCCUUCUUACCGAACCACCGAUGAAUCCUCUGAAGAACCGUGAGCAGAUGUGCGAAGUUAUGUUCGAGCGCUACGAUUUCGGGGGAGUGUACGUAGCUAUACAGGCUGUGCUCGCUCUGUAUGCCCAGGGACUUUCCUCGGGAGUCGUGGUAGACUCCGGCGAUGGUGUCACACAUAUUGUCCCGGUCUACGAGAGCACGGUGCUCAACCACUUGACACGACGUUUGGACGUGGCUGGUCGCGACGUUACUCGGAACCUGAUCGCUCUGCUACUACGAAGAGGAUACGCUCUCAACCGAACUGCCGACUUCGAGACUGUUCGGCAAAUCAAGGAGAAGCUCUGCUAUGUGUCGUACGAUUUGGAACUCGAUCAGCGCUUGAGUGAGGACACCACCGUCCUCGUGGAGUCCUACACUUUACCCGAUGGUCGCGUUAUCCGAGUCGGUAGCGAACGCUUUGAGGCCCCUGAGUGUCUAUUCCAGCCGCAUUUGGUUGAUGUAGAACAACCCGGUAUCGCCGAGUUUCUUUUCAACACGAUCCAGUCCGCCGACGUCGAUGUUCGAAGCAGCUUGUACAAGGCUAUCGUGCUUAGUGGUGGAAGCAGCAUGUACCCCGGCCUGCCCAGCCGUCUGGAGAAGGAGCUCAAACAACUCUGGCUCACCAAGGUGUUGGGUGGCAACCCCGAGCGAUUGAACAAAUUCAAGGUCCGCAUCGAAGACCCGCCGAGGCGCCGACAUAUGGUUUUCCUGGGAGGAGCGGUGCUUGCGAACAUUAUGGCGGAUAAAGAAAAUAUGUGGAUAUCAAAACAGGAAUGGCAAGAACAGGGCACGAGAGCGUUGGAGAAGCUUGGUGCUAGAUAA